GCAGAAAAGACCCUCCUUGCUGUCGCCAUGGCGGGGUCCCUUGUCCAGCUGCUGGUUCUGCUGUUCGCCGUGGUGUCUGCUGCGCCCGAUGACCAGGGUAACAAGAGCGGAGACAGGAUCAUCGACGGCGUCCCCUGCAAGAGAGGCUCCAACCCCUGGCAGGUGGCGCUGCUCAAGGGAGACAGUCUGCACUGCGGUGGGGCCCUGCUCAGCCCCCGCUGGGUGAUCACAGCCGCGCACUGCAAGAUGAGUGAGUACAUCGUUCACAUGGGCAGCGACAAUCUGAGUAAGAGCGGUCAGAGGAUCAAGGCAUCUAAGUCUUUCCGCCACCCCGACUACUCCACACAGACCCACGUCAACGACAUCAUGCUGGUCAGGCUGGACAGGCCAGCACGGAUGACAGCCCAGUUGAAGACUGUCAACCUGUCAUCCCGCUGUGAGCCCCCGGGGACCAGCUGCCAGGUCUCCGGCUGGGGCACCACCACCAGCCCCGAUGUGACCUUCCCCAAGGAGCUCAUGUGCACGAACGUCAAGCUCAUCUCCUCCCAGGACUGCAAGAAGGUGUACAAGGACCUCCUGGGGAGCUCCAUGCUGUGUGCCGGCAUCCCCAACUCCAGGACCAACGCCUGCAACGGUGAUUCUGGGGGACCCCUGAUGUGCAGAGGUAGCCUGCAAGGCCUGGUGUCCUGGGGAACUUUCCCGUGUGGCCAACCCAAUGACCCAGGAGUCUACACCCAGGUCUGCAAAUACGUCAACUGGAUAAAGGAGACCAUGAGGAAGCAUCGCUAGCUUCUCCAUCUCUCAGCUGGAACAGAAAAGUCAAAGAAGCAGGCAUGAGCUGGAAUCUACUUGACUUUUCCUGCCCUUAAAGUCUCAACAACACGCCGUGUGUGGAAACAAAGCAAAGUGACACAAGGACCGAAACCCCCCUCAGAGCCCUCAGAGCUGCCUCAGUCUGGCAGGAAACAGGGGCCAGCACCCUGAAACGCCCGCCUGGACCAGAAAUCAGUGCAAUUGUAAUGGAAGGCAGUUUGGCUGCUACGAAUUCUCAUUCAAAUUCUAAUAAUUUUACUUCUAGAAAUUAUUUUUAUUUUUCAAAAAUCAAUCUAAAAUGUGUAGCAAUUCAAAUGUUGCUUGAAUUCAUAGAAACAUUAUUUAUCAAAAAGAAACCUGAGCAUAUUCCAAUUUUCUAAUUUUGUGGAUUGUUUAAGAAAAGGCUGGCUUGGGGUGGGAUCUUUUGAAGCUGUUAAGGAUAAUAAUCAUAUAGAACAGCUGUACAAAGCAGAAAUUUAUCUGAUGUUAAAAGCAAAAAAAUGUACAUGUAUGUAA
Messenger RNA from Sorex araneus (European shrew), 1329 nucleotides. RefSeq names its product kallikrein related peptidase 7 (gene KLK7). Gene Ontology annotation, biological process: positive regulation of antibacterial peptide production; proteolysis. NCBI's taxonomy places the organism in Eukaryota, Metazoa, Chordata, Mammalia, Eulipotyphla, Soricidae. The record is from RefSeq and is a predicted model, not a curated record. The coding region runs from base 28 to 789 and encodes 253 amino acids. The transcript is spliced from 5 exons. Gene Ontology annotation, molecular function: serine-type endopeptidase activity.